Schizosaccharomyces octosporus yFS286 is the source of this 3189-nucleotide messenger RNA. RefSeq names its product protein phosphatase regulatory subunit Pab1. Bases 251 to 1648 code for a protein of 465 amino acids. The record is from RefSeq and is a predicted model, not a curated record. Gene Ontology annotation, molecular function: protein phosphatase regulator activity; protein binding. Gene Ontology annotation, cellular component: cytosol; protein phosphatase type 2A complex. Lineage: Eukaryota; Fungi; Ascomycota; Schizosaccharomycetes; Schizosaccharomycetales; Schizosaccharomycetaceae. The transcript is spliced from 5 exons. Gene Ontology annotation, biological process: peptidyl-serine dephosphorylation.
CGUCGUUUCAGACUUCCCGUGAGGGGGGGAUGAGAUUUUUACCUUAGUACGUACCACCAAGAAAUAUCGAACCAAGGUGAAGAAUCGCCAUUGGAAGUCAAGAUUCUUUCAUAAAUAGUCUGAUUUAAAAAAAAGAGAGACGGUAUUAAGAUACCCUUUGAAUUUUGAAGUCAUAAUUCUCAAGAACGACGAACAUUGGUACAAGAUACAAUUUAGAACGAAAAAGUAGAAAAACGAACUAGUUAAGACGAUGGACGAAUCUGGAGAUUUAACGGGUCAAUGGAGAUUUGCCCAAUGUUUUGGCGACAAGGGUGAUGUUGAAGACAUUACAGAGGCUGAUAUUAUUUCGGCGGUAGAAUUUGAUCAUACAGGCGACUAUCUUGCGACUGGUGAUAAAGGAGGACGAGUAGUGCUAUUCGAACGGAACCAUUCCAAAAAAGGGUGCGAGUACAAGUUUUUUACCGAAUUCCAAAGUCAUGAACCAGAAUUCGACUACUUAAAGUCGCUAGAGAUUGAAGAAAAAAUUAACAAGAUUCGUUGGUGUCGUCGAACAAAUCGAGCGCACUUCUUGUUAUCUACAAAUGACAAGACAAUCAAAUUAUGGAAGCUUUAUGAAAAAAAUCUAAAGGUUGUUGCUGAAAACAACCUUUCUGACGAAUUUCGUCACCCUCGACCUGUGUUAAAACCCUUCACCUUACCCAUGCAGUUAAAGCUUCCUCGCCUUAGUCAUCACGAUACGAUUGUUGCUGCGUAUCCUCGUCGAGUUUAUUCCAAUGCCCAUGCUUACCACAUCAACUCAAUUAGUGUGAAUUCUGAUGCUGAGACUUACAUUUCAGCAGAUGAUCUUCGCAUUAAUUUAUGGAACUUGGGCAUAUCAGAUCAUUCUUUCAAUAUUGUGGACAUUAAGCCUGAUAACAUGGAGGAACUAACAGAAGUUAUUACCAGCGCUGAUUUUCACCCAAUCAAUUGUAACCAUCUAAUGUACAGUAGUAGCAAAGGUAAUAUUAAACUUUUAGACCUUCGUCAAUCCGCUCUUUGUGAUAAUCAUACGAAGCUUUUCGAGGAUCAAGGCGACCAGGAUUCAAAGAGUUUUUUCUCAGAAAUUAUAUCCAGCAUUUCAGACAUUAAGUUCUCUCAAGAUGGCCGUUACAUUUUAUCUAGGGAUUAUCUAUCGUUAAAGAUUUGGGAUAUAAAUAUGGAAAAGAUGCCGGUUAAAACAAUACCUCUUCACGAUGUAUUGAGAUCCAAACUUUGUGAUCUUUAUGAAAAUGACUGUAUCUUUGAUAAAUUCGAAUGCACCUUUUCCGGAGAUGGAAAACAUGCUUUAUCAGGAAGUUAUAGUAACAAUUUUGGUAUCUAUCCUACGGAUAGCUCUAAACUUGGUGAUGAAGGUCAAGUUGUGUUACAAGCUGAUAAGGCCGCUUUUCGUGCUAGAAAAUCAGCCGCAAGUUCUACAGUCAAAUUAAAUUCUAUGAAGAGUAACGAUUGGGAUUCCAGGUCACCUGCUCCCAUGGGCUCGGCUUCCAUUGGACUUGAUCCUGACCAACUUGAUUACAAUAAGAAGAUUUUGCAUGCCAGCUGGCAUCCCUUCGAAGACUCUGUUGCUAUUGCCGCAACAAAUAAUUUGUUUGUGUUUAGCAAGCUCUAAGAUGUCAAUGUGUAACUCUUGUCUUAUUUCUUUUGAUAUUUACAAUAUCGAUGAGCACGUUUUGUUAUUAGACGGACAUAAAAGUCAACUUCAGCCUGUUUGCUUUUUUGUCUAGUAACUAAUUUUUAACGGAUUUGUAUUUUGUUACAUGUGUUUGGUCAAUGAUUAAUGACGGGAAGUAAAACUUCAAGGACUAAUGAUUAUAUCUUCGUUUGUAUAUUCCCUUUUGCUCUCCCCUUUCCCCUGUUUGUCAAAAAUAUUGUUCUUUGCUAUAUUUUUAGCUUAAUUUUUCCUUUUUUUAAAGAAGAUCAAUAUGGCGAAAAUACUGUUUCAAUGAAGAAUUAUCCUCGAAGUUUAAUAUUAAAAGGAUGCUACUCUUUCUAAAGUUCUUAAUAUGAUAAUAAGAAUAAGAAGUUUGGUGUUCUAAUAGCUAUUGGAAUGUACCCGUGAAGGGGAAAGAAAGAAGGGGAGUGCUCAAUGAAUGAGCAUGAUUCGAGCUAUCAUUUUUUAUUCAUACUGGUGAUGGAACUCCCCUAGAAAUGACUGUUCAGGGAGGUUGUUGGUGCAUCGUGCUCAGAGAAUAAUGUUUACAUCUUUAAAGCUAAUUUUUAUGGAUGAAUAAAAGUCAGUACAACAAAUAGUUCUAAAAAGUCUUUGUUAUAACAUUAUCAACAUUAACAUUAAAGUAAGAUUUAAAUUAUGAGAAAGGCAAAGAAUGCAUCCAGUUACUUAAAAAAGACCAGUUGCAAAGUGAUUGCAAGUAAUACGUGAAGGACGAUAACCCCAGCUAUGGAAAGCUUACACAAAUAUGUUCCUGCUUGUUGACAAACAGGAUACAAGUUACGGAUAAGAAAGACAAGUGAGAUGCCCAGUCCAACAGAUGUUAAUAUCCAUUUGACGAUAUGGGAAAUGAAAGAAGACAAUAGACUGAAAGGAGGAGUCAUUAACGAAACGGGGAGCCAGCUAAUGUUAGCAUAACCGUAUAUGCAUACGCAAUCGAGCAACUUUGGGUUGCACUUGUUCCAAACCAAGAAUCCCCAAAGUAUGACUGAAGCAAUGGCCGUGUAACCAUAAAUGAUAGAAGUGGCAGAAACCAGCUUACCAAUGGAAUAAGGAUUGUCUAUAGACCCUGUGAGAUGUCGCACAUAGUCAGUGAUGGAAUUCGAAAAGAACAAUGCUUGAACUACCGUAGUUGUUAUCCAAAAGGGCCCAUAUAAAUCAGGCCUAUCAUCGAUAACAUCAAAAAAAUUUGCUGUAGGAAUUAAUGUAUGUAUACACCGUUGCACUACGUCUUUUGUGGUUACGCGGAAGGAGUCUUUGAUUGUCCAAGUGGGUUCUUGCAUGGAAGCACGACGAGCAUGUAAUCUAGGGCUUAUAGGUUUUGAUAUAGGUGUAUGCUGCUUAAGAAGAUUGUCAUCUUCAAAUGUAGUUCUUCCCAAUUCAGCAUCUGGCUCUAUGUUGUAAUUCUCAUUCAUUUUGGUAGUUGAUGGACAAGGGCUAGCCAAUAAUUGAGGGUAACAGGAAAACAAUUAAAAUGAAGG